GUAAAAUCUAUGAAACCCACAAAAAUCGUCGUAGAACGGCGUUGAUUUACGGAGAAGCGUAAAAUACUAAAAUACUGCAACAAUGAGCACUCAUUACCCAACUCCAGUAACCCCCAAGCAGACCCGCAUAGGAUGGAUCGGCAUCGGCGUGAUGGGCGGCGCCAUGGCCUCCCGCCUCAUCUCCGCCGGUUAUGCCGUCACUAUCUAUGCCCGCACCCCCUCAAAAGCUACCCCUCUACUUUCCCAGGGGGCCCACCUAGUUUCCUCCCCGGCGGAGCUCGCCGCCCUCAGCGACGUCCUUUUCACCAUGGUUGGCCACCCCUCUGACGUUAAACAUGUCGUUAUGGACACCUUUUUGCCUUCCGUCAACCCUAACACUGUCAUCAUUGACCACACCAGCAGUCAUCCAGGCCUAGCCAGACACAUAUACGAGUCUGCCCUUGAGAAGCAAUGCUACUCUGUUGAUGCCCCUGUGUCGGGAGGUGAUAUCGGGGCUAGAGAUGGGAAAUUGGCAAUUUUUGCCGGUGGGGAUAAGGAUGUGGUGGAGUGGUUGAGGCCCUUGUUUGAUGUACUUGGGAAGGUGACUUAUAUGGGAGGUUCAGGAAAAGGACAGAGUUGUAAGAUAGCGAAUCAGAUCACAGUCGGUGCGAAUUUAGUAGGAUUGAGUGAAGGGCUGGUGUUUGCAGAGAAGGCGGGGUUGGAUCAGGGGAAGUUUAUAGAGGCGGUGAGGUGCGGAGCUGCCGGAUCAAUGGUGAUGGAGCUGUUUGGGGAGAGGAUGAUUAAAAGGGAUUUUAGGCCGGGAGGAUUUGCACAGUACAUGGUGAAGGACUUGGGGUUGGGAGUAGAUGUGGAAGAGGGUGAUGAGGACAAUGCGACGGUGUUGCCUGGAGCUGGGCUGUCAAAGCAGUUGUUUUCGGGUAUGGUGGCUAAUGGCGAUGACAAGCUUGGCACUCAAGGGAUAAUUACUGUAAUAGAGAGAAUAAAUGGCAAGUUAGAUAAACAUUAGCCUUUGACAUUGUGAUGAUACCGGCACAAAAUCAGUGUGCAUGGAACUUGUUGAAUUAAUUACUGAAGGUUUUGGGUUUUGAUGGUGUACCUGAAUAUGAUGUUUGCAUAUGCUACUAACAGGUCAAAGUUAUCUUGUAUAUUGCUUUUAAUAUAACGGAAGUUCAGAUCUUCAUCUGCAUUGUCGAUACAGUAUCAUUUCUCGAAUUUAUCUACGUGGUGGGCACUUUAUGUGUUGCCUUGUUGGUUUUAUGAGGUGAGGAAUUUUAUGCAUUGCCAUGUUAGUUGUAUAAUUGAUCUUAUUUAGAUAGUUUCCGUUUGGAAUUCUGAUGCAUAAAUGGGUCUCCAUGUAGCCCCAGGCAAUUUUGUACUUGUCAGAUGGUCAUCUGUUGCUCAAAUUCGUGCUCCUGCAUCUUACAUCUUCUACUCUCAUCAGGGGAAGAGUUUUGAGUCUUUGACAAAUAUUACAAUUGAAUUUGGCACAAUGGUAAUCUACUCUAAAUUGUUAAAGUACAUUUGGACGCAUCUCUGAUGUGAAUGAAAUAUGUAUAUUUGAAUCCUUUCGAACUUUCUUUAAAGAUUAACAUAGAAAGGUAUCUGAGUUUCAAAUUUA
This is a messenger RNA of Olea europaea var. sylvestris, 1618 nucleotides long. Its product is annotated as probable 3-hydroxyisobutyrate dehydrogenase-like 2, mitochondrial. Lineage: Eukaryota; Viridiplantae; Streptophyta; Magnoliopsida; Lamiales; Oleaceae. The record is from RefSeq and is a predicted model, not a curated record. Gene Ontology annotation, molecular function: oxidoreductase activity; NAD binding; NADP binding. The coding region runs from base 83 to 1006 and encodes 307 amino acids. The transcript is spliced from 2 exons.